GCUUUCCGUUGUACGUUUUAAAUACUCGUGUCUUCCACACCGGAAUACAUGCGGACAUAAUUUUUUUUUUUUGUUUUAUAACCGUUUUACCGGGCUCUUCGUACACGGUAACAAUUGCAAUUAACGAAGACAAAAUCGGUUUCGUUCGUGCAGUGCGCGCGCAACGUUUAAGUUCGUUUCCGUAACGUAUUAGGUACAUGUGCAACGCCCACUUUCAGUUGAUCGCGUUUAAGUUUUCCAUUUUUACAUCAACCCAAUGACGACGGGGUGCUACAGCAACAGGUAUUACGGGUGGGCGGCCGCGGUCGCUGUCGUGGCGAUGUUGGCUUGUGCCGUGGUGGACGUGGCCGCAGACGAUUCCGACCUGGCCGGUGCGUAUUGCGCGGCCAGACCGCGAGGCUGUUGCCCGGGCCGACAGGACGACUGUUCCGCGCCGAUACUGGGCACGACGUGCUACUGCGACGACUUCUGUAACCGCACUCGAUCCGAAGACUGUUGUCCAGAUUUUUGGUCGUUCUGCAAGGGCAUCGUGCUCAAACCGGAGCCUAAGAGACAAUGUUACUCCAACGGACAUUAUUAUGAUUACGGAGAAACGAUCAAAAUCAAUUGUAACGAAUGCCGGUGUCAAGAAUCCAACGGCAGGUUGCAGCUGAUGUGCAGCACCAACGAGUGUCUAAUCGAUCCGGACUUUUUGUACAAAUUGAGAUACCAAGGGAACCGUUACGGAUGGGUGGCCAGCAAUUACAGCGAGUUUUGGGGCAGGAAGUACGACGAGGGACUUACGUUGCGGCUAGGUACACUGAGUUCCAAGAAAAAGAUUCUUCAAAUGAAGCCGCUGAAAGCCGCGUUCCGGCGAGGCUCGUUGCAACGGUCUUACGAUCUCCGCAGCGAUGGUACCCGAGGCAAGUACAUCUCGCAGCCGAUCGACCAGGGCUGGUGCGGCGCGUCCUGGGCCAUAACCACGGUCCAAGUGACCACCGACCGUUUCGGCAUAAUGAGUAGAGGAGCGAUCAGCGACGUGCUGUCACCGCAACACCUGUUGUCCUGCAACAGCCGCAGCCAACAGGGGUGCCAAGGUGGACACUUGACCAGAGCGUGGAAUUGGAUCCGGAAGUUUGGACUUGUCACAGAAGAGUGCUACCCGUGGGUAGGUCAAGUGACGGAUUGCGGGGUGCCGAAAAAGAAGAAGGAACUGACCGCACCAUGUCCACGCACCACCCGAUCCAAUCGUCUGUCCAAAACUCCACUUCACCGAGUCGGUCCCGUUUACCGAGUGGCCACGGAAGAGGGUAUCAUGCACGAGAUCUUAACUUCCGGACCAGUACAAGCUGUGAUGAAAGUGACCAAGGACUUUUUCAUGUACAAAUCGGGUGUGUACAAUUGUCCGAGUUUGGAUAUCGGAUCGAGGACGGGGUAUCACUCCGUGAGAAUCAUUGGUUGGGGUGAAGAAUACCACAACCAAGGACUAGUCAAAUAUUGGAUCGUGUCGAACUCUUGGGGACGUUCGUGGGGCGAAAACGGAUACUUCCGGAUACUGAAGGGCACGAAUGCGUGCCAGAUCGAAGAUUUCGUCAUUGCCGCAUGGGCAGAUAUCGACGAUUUUGACGUAACCAUCCAUCCGCAGGGGUACGACAUAUUCCUGUUGAACCACGCCGCGGCCAACACCGUCUGAAUGAACGGCAUCGCGUUGGGGUGUACGCGCGACUCCUCGUCCUGGCGCUGCGGUGACGAACAAAUGUCCAAGGAAAACACAAAAUGGACCUAAUGCCUUCUAUUCGCUACUCAUUUACGUAUUCAUAUUCGUAUUAUUAUUAUUAUAGUUAUGUAUAUACACGCAUGGUACACACGUGCGGAGUGAUUCGUCGGACGCACCAACAGACGUACUGACUUACACGUCGUCGAUCGAAAUCAUACCGCGGCAUGUUUUCUGUACGCUUCGAAUCACCCCGUACACGUUACGCCACAUUAUUGUUUGUAUUUUAUAUUAUCAAAACAAUUACAGUUCAAUAUCGCGCGGGCUUGUUUUUCGUUCGUUAAUCGUUACAUUGAUUAUGUAUAAACGCAUGAGCGAAAUCAAUCGACGCACAAAUCGAACCUAUCGAUCAACUUUUAUUAAUUUAUUAUAUUACUAUACGAUUUGUGUAUGUAUGUACAUAAUAUGAAAAAUAUAUUUAUAUAUACUGUACACUGUAGCGUUGAAAUUCACAUAUGAUUUCAAAUAUUUUAGUUUAAAAUGUUUUGUAAAAU
This is a messenger RNA of Sipha flava (yellow sugarcane aphid), 2247 nucleotides long. RefSeq names its product tubulointerstitial nephritis antigen-like (gene Swim). The transcript has 8 exons. Gene Ontology annotation, molecular function: cysteine-type peptidase activity. The record is from RefSeq and is a predicted model, not a curated record. Gene Ontology annotation, cellular component: lysosome. Gene Ontology annotation, biological process: proteolysis. NCBI's taxonomy places the organism in Eukaryota, Metazoa, Arthropoda, Insecta, Hemiptera, Aphididae. Bases 257 to 1672 code for a protein of 471 amino acids.